This is a messenger RNA of Dermatophagoides pteronyssinus (European house dust mite), 841 nucleotides long. RefSeq lists its product as uncharacterized. The record is from RefSeq and is a predicted model, not a curated record. Lineage: Eukaryota; Metazoa; Arthropoda; Arachnida; Sarcoptiformes; Pyroglyphidae.
AAAUAAUCAUAAACUUCAAAUAAUCUAAAUUUUGAAUCAAAAAUUUCAAACUACCUCUAACAAAAUGAUGAUUAUCAUGAUCAAAAUACCGUUAUUGUUGAUGAUGAUGUUGUCUUUAUCAUCAGUAAUUGCUGAAUGUGAUAUUAAAAAAGUUGAUAAAUGUAUGCUUGAAAUGGCCAUUAUUGGUGAUACUGAAUUACGUUUUCCAACUAAUCAAACAGCAAUGAAUGAUCGUUGUAAACAGAUGCGACGUUUAGAAUAUUGUGUAAAAGAUUAUUCAAAAAAAUGUCUUACAAAACGUGCUGGUCAAACAACUUCCGUAUUGAUGUAUGGCAUGACCAAAACAAAUAAAGCAUUUUGUUCGAAAAAACGACAACAAUCAUAUUUACGUAUUGGACGUUGUGUAAAUAGUGAUCCGCAAAUAUUUUCAACAAUAAUGAAUCGUUUGACUAAAUCAUUUCAUGCAAUAAAAUCAUAUCCAAAAGAAUCGAUGCGUAUUCCGUUGGUCUGUUGUAAUUAUCAUCGAUUCAAAGAAUCAAUUAUGAAACAUGUGGAAAAAAUCUGUCCAAAUGAAUAUGAUGAUGUUGAAACAUUAUUGGAUGGUUAUGUAAAUGAUGUUGUCAAUUUAAUCUGUGGUGAUUAUACAGCCGAUUCGGAUAAAUGUGAUUCAAUCAUAGCUGAUACACCGGAAUGGAAACAAUCAUUAAUAUAUAAAAGUUUUGUCAUACCAUUGGCACAAGUUGUUGAUAGUAUUUAAUGUUUUUUUUUUCAAUAUAUGGAUGAUCUCAUCAUCUCUUUUUUUGUUUCAUUAAAAUUUUCAACAACAUCCAAAAUAAAAAAC